AAAAUAUGAAUAAGUUUUAUUUUCUGAAUCCGAUGGCGACGUGAUGGCCAUAGUUUAUCUACUUUAACCGAACUUCCUCGUUAUCAAAUCAAUUCAAAAUCAAUAGUCACUUUAUUUCUUCUACCCACUCUCAUCAUUCUGAGCCAUUCCAUUUUCGAAGAUCAAAAUGGAACCUCAUAACCACCAUCUUCAUGUUGAUGUUGAUGUCUCUUCAUCUGAAAUCGGUUCUGAGCAUUACGGGUGCUCGCAUUAUAAAAGAAGAUGCAAAAUCUUAGCGCCGUGUUGCAAUGAAAUUUUCGAUUGCAGACAUUGCCAUAACGAAUCUAAGAAUUCGAUUCAUCUUCAUUCUGAACAUCGCCACGACAUUCCUCGCCAUCAAGUUAACAAGGUCAUCUGUUCCUUGUGUAGCACAGAGCAAGAUGUUCAACAAGUUUGCAUUCAAUGCGGUGUUUGCAUGGGUAGAUACUUCUGCUCCAAAUGCAAGUUCUUUGAUGACGAUGUAUCGAAGAAACAAUACCAUUGUGAUGAAUGUGGCAUAUGCAGAACUGGAGGCAAAGAGAACUUUUUCCACUGUAACAAAUGUGAAUGUUGCUAUUCAUCGUCGAUGAAGGAUUCACACCAUUGUAUAGAAAAAGCAAUGCAUCACAAUUGCCCGGUUUGCUUUGAGUUUCUUUUCGAUACAACAAAAGACAUCACUGUAUUGCCAUGUGGUCACACCAUACAUUUGGGAUGCGUGAGAGAAAUGCAACAGCAUUUCCAGUAUUCAUGCCCUGUUUGUUCAAAAUCUUUUUGUGAUAUGUCGCGUGUGUGGGAGAAAAUGGAUGAGGAGGUUGCAUCAACACCUAUGCCUGAAAUGUAUCAAAACAAAAAGGUUUGGAUUCUAUGCAACGACUGCGGUGAAACAUCUGAAGUAAGAUAUCAUAUUGUGGCACACAAGUGCCUUAGAUGCAAGUCCUACAACACCAGAAAGACGCAAUCUGCAUCGUGCUUGUCAAGGAUGGAGGAGAUGGUUGAAUGAACGACUCUUAAGAUUAAGUUCGUGAUGCUUAUUUGAAACAGGUGUUGAAUAUUUCAAUGUGAUUUCGUUCUUGCGAGAACAAAAGCAAUCGUGCAGAAUAAUCAGCCUCUAAGGAUAUAUAAAACAGAGAUGAAAGCUUAUUGUUAAACUUGCAUGAAUGCAAUUGCAAGGUUAUCGUUUAUGAGACGAGUGCUGACUGCACGAGGUUACUGCAGAUUUGGGUCAAACUUAAUGUACUUGACAAAAUUCAAAUUGUGAUGAUGUGCUAAUUGCGUAGUGAAUACAAUUCACUGUCUCCUCAAAUGCCUAAUCCUAGCACAAAGAACUUAAUCCUCGCGCGCACAAUUUUUCUCAGACAUGAGAUUUGAAUUUCUUUAAAUAACAAUUUGAUUUUGGGCU
Molecule: messenger RNA, 1417 nt
Organism: Lathyrus oleraceus (garden pea)
Lineage: Eukaryota; Viridiplantae; Streptophyta; Magnoliopsida; Fabales; Fabaceae
Product: E3 ubiquitin-protein ligase RZFP34
Exons: 12
Coding region: 167-1018 (283 amino acids)
Biological process (GO): ubiquitin-dependent protein catabolic process; protein ubiquitination
Cellular component (GO): nucleus
Molecular function (GO): zinc ion binding; ubiquitin protein ligase activity
Source: RefSeq, a predicted model, not a curated record